Messenger RNA from Zygosaccharomyces rouxii, 285 nucleotides. It is a transcript of the gene SPG4, whose product is annotated as Spg4p. Bases 1 to 285 code for a protein of 94 amino acids. The record is from RefSeq and is a predicted model, not a curated record. NCBI's taxonomy places the organism in Eukaryota, Fungi, Ascomycota, Saccharomycetes, Saccharomycetales, Saccharomycetaceae. The transcript has a single exon.
AUGUCAAAUCUUUGGAAUUCAUUCGAAGUUUACAACAAGAAGAAACAUUCUUCGCAGCCUGGCAUGCGCGGUGGUAAUCAUUCCAACGUUGGAGAUACUAGGACUACAGUCCAAUAUGCUUCUGAAAGGUACGAGCGACGUGGUUCGACAGCAUCUGAGUCAUCUACAACCAGCAAUGAAGAGACACCACAAAUGGUUGAUAUUUCAAAACUAUCUCAAAACGAAUUCAAGAGACUUUAUGAGAGCACUAGGAAGGGAGAACCAAAUAAUAGAGUAAAUUUUUAA